This is a messenger RNA of Coniophora puteana RWD-64-598 SS2, 207 nucleotides long. RefSeq lists its product as uncharacterized. The transcript has a single exon. Bases 1 to 207 code for a protein of 68 amino acids. NCBI's taxonomy places the organism in Eukaryota, Fungi, Basidiomycota, Agaricomycetes, Boletales, Coniophoraceae. The record is from RefSeq and is a predicted model, not a curated record.
AUGGGGAAAAAAGGAGAUCUAAAGAAGUAUAAUGCACAAUUAGUGGCCAAAGGCUUCUCCCAGGUUCCCGGAGUAGAUUUCACAAAUACAUUUUUGCCUGUAAUAAGGCAAGAAAUUCUCAGAAUUAUGUUAUUCAUUGCAGUAAAAAAAACUGGGAAAUACAACAAACAUCUGAACAAGUUCAUAAGCUUGAUGAACGGUUGGUAA